Closterium sp. NIES-67 is the source of this 1441-nucleotide messenger RNA. Lineage: Eukaryota; Viridiplantae; Streptophyta; Zygnematophyceae; Desmidiales; Closteriaceae. The record is from the annotation of a GenBank genome assembly.
CCUGAGCCCUGGCUCGUGGACUUUUGGCUGAUGACUGCUGUGGAGGUGGAGAUGAACAGUGAGACGGGCUUUGUGGCCAGGAAGGAACGACCUCUGUAAGUCGACCUUAAACCCGCAACCCUCCUGCUUGGCACUUUCACGAUGGAAUUUGGGGGCCAAAGUGACUUUGGACGACGAGUGCAGUGACCAGAUGGUGUGGCCUUGCGAGUGAGUGAGUGAGUGAGUGAGUGAGUGAGUGAGUGAGCGAGUGAACAUACCAUUCCCAGUUGCGGGUGAGUGAUCAAGCGGCGGCGCCAUUCAAGCUGGUGAGUUGGGGAUUGCGACGGUUGGGAAUUUCAGUUUCCAAGGCAGCAGCAGCUGCGCUGAGCCUUCCCCCGUCUUCCUCCUCGUCCGUGCUCCCACAACCUCUUCCUCUGGCGGAGCUUGAACAAGCCACCGUGUCUUUCGACCAUCCAAAGCUGUGUGGCAGCCGGCAACUAUCGGAGGCAGUAGCAGAGGUGGCAGCUCUAACUGGGGAGAACGUGAAACUGCGUCGAGCCUUCCUGCUGCCCGAGCCUCGGCCCUCAGGCUCGGUGUCCAUGUACCUGCACAGCAGCCCCGGCGCUGGGUUGGGCCGGAUAGCUGGUCUGGUGUCCCUGUCUGCUUCCCGAGCAGCAGAGAAAGGUGCAGCAGCGCCAGUGGAAGUAGCAGCAGAGGAUGCAGCAGCAGCAGCAGCAGGGGGGGUGGGGGAUGGAGUGGCGAUGCACUUGGUGGCGAUGAGGCCGCUGUACUUGAGGCGAGAGGACGUGCCGGGAGGGGUGGUGGAGAGGGAGAGCGACGUGCUGCGAGCACAGGCCACAGCAGCAGGCAAGCCGGCCAACGUGGUGGAGAAGAUGGUGGCAGGGCGGCUGAACAAGUACUAUGGGGAGGUGGUGCUGGUGGAACAGGCCUAUGCCAUGGACGACAAGAAGACAGUGGAGAAAGUGUUGGCAGAAGCUUCCAAGAAGGCGGGGGCGACCAUCAGAGUGGAGCAGUUCCUCCGGGUGGAGGUUGGAGAGGGCAUUGAGAGGGAGGCCAAGGACUUCGCAUCAGAGGUGGCAUCGCAGGUGGCCUCCUCCUCGUGACCACGACACUGCAAAGUGGGCAGAAAAAGGAAGCCAUUUCCCUCGUGAGUCGUGCGUUGUGGCCGCAAGACUGUCGCGAUCUUUCCUGGUGUCAGCGGCAGGGUCUCCUUGUGCCACCCAUUGCCAUGACAACAUCAUGGCAGCCGUUGCUGCGAAGCCCCACCCCUCCAGUCAUUGGAUGGCAUAGACUGGGGCAUGUUGUAUGCAUGCCUGAGCAGUUGGAACUUCAUUAGCUAUAGUCACGGCCUGCAUGAUGGGUUACAAUAUAAAUUUUGUAUUCCAGAGAAUAAGAUCGCAGAAAUUUUGUAUGCUCAAGCAGGGGAAAGUGCAAAAGAACU